AUUAAGGGAAGGGGCGUGACUGCCCCCGUUUAGCUGGGGCGAGACUUCCGAUAUAUCCAGCUGGGUGUCCGAAAAUAUCGUGGUGGUCUGUGGGAUCUGAGCACAUUUAGGACAGCGAGACGGCCGCUGCCGUGCCUUCGUUGGAUCUGGGGGGCGUUUGGCUGAGUCUGCGGGUCCCUGGAGCCCUCGCACAGCCUGAUGGCAUCAGCGCAGGCACCAGUGACCUUCAAGGAUGUGUCUGUGACCUUCACCCGGGAGGAGUGGGAAUUGCUGGCCCCGGCUCAGAGGACCCUGUACCACGAGGUGAUGCUGGAGACCUGCAGGAUCCUGGUGUCUCUGGGGCAUCCGGUUCCGAGGCCAGAGCUGGUCCACCUGCUGGAGCAUGGGCAAGAGCUGUGGACAGUGAAAAGAGGCUCCCCACGGCACACCUGUCCAGGUGAUGGAGCAAAACUUCAGACCAGAGAGCCAAGCACCAUUCAGCCAGUUUUGUCUGAGGGAGCCCUGCUUCAGGGAAGCCGUACUCUGGAAUUGUCAAGGGACCCCAGAUUGGAGCAAGCCAGGGAACGGGAAGGGCUUUUGGAAAUGAGGCCAGAGACAGACCCCCACGAGGAGACCCAUCCCGGGAAAAGGAGCCUUGAAGAUAAUAGUCUGGGGACAGGUGACAGUCUGCACUCUAGGAUGUUACAGGAGAGAGUCUCCCGGGGAGAUGUUCUCUAUGAACUCGACCCACACGGACCAGGGAAAGUCCCCAGGAUCCAGGUGGGGAGGAACCUCUACAAAUGCAAGCAGUGCGGGAAAGGUUUCAGCAGGAAAUGGUACCUUGCUCGCCACCAGCGGGUUCACACAGGGAUGAAGCCCUAUGAGUGCAACGCUUGCGGGAAAACCUUCAGUCAGAGCUCCACCCUCAUCCGACACUACCUCAUCCACACUGGGGAGAAGCCCUACACGUGCCCGGAGUGUGGGAAAGCCUUUAAGCGCAGGUCCUACCUGGUGCAGCACCACCCGAUCCAUACUGGGGAGAAGCCCUAUGAGUGUGCCCAGUGUGGGAAGGCCUUCAGCCACCGCUCCACCUUCAUUCGGCACAAAAGGACCCACAGCAGGGAAAGGCCCUUUGUGUGCAAGGACUGCGAGAAGGCAUUCAGCAACAGAGAGCACCUUACCCAGCAUUACACUGUGCACACUGGGGCUAAGCGGUUUGAAUGUGCCAUGUGCGGGAAGGCCUUCCGCUGCCGUUCAGAGCUCCUGCAGCACCGGCGCGUGCACACUGGGGAGCGGCCUUAUGUCUGCGCACAAUGCGGGAAGGCCUUCCACCGCAGCACAUACCUGCUGCAGCACUCCAUCAUCCACACGGGGGAGAAGCCUUAUAAAUGCGGCCUGUGUGGGAAGGCCUUCAAGCGCAGGUCCCACCUUCUGCAGCACCAGCGCGUCCACACCUGAGGUAAGCCCUGCCAGUGCAGGGGCUGGAGAAAGGCCUCACCCAGUGCUCCUUCCUGGCCUGUUAAGGGGCUCCACGUGGGAGAAAAAUCUCCCUCAGUGCAAAGAUGUUGGAGGGGGAUUUUUGUCAGCUCUGAAACACACAAGAAGUUGCCUUGGCGAGAAGCCCUGUGAACGCAGUGACUGUACCUAGAGCUGAAGGUCAGCCCGCCCUCAUCACGGUGGGAGAGAAAGGAGAGAAGGUGGGUCACCAGUGGUUCUGCCUCUGUUAGCAUCAGAGAACUUACUGGGGAGAGAGGCUGGAUAUAACUAUGAAGGACAGUCUUAAGCCAAAAGGAAAAAUCUUACUUGCUAUCUGAGAAUUCAUAGCAAAGAGCCACAUAAUUGUCAUUGUGAACAUACGAUACCUUCUGGGACAGGUCACUUUGAUACAGAGAGAUCUGAUCAGAUCACUGGGGAGGAGAAGGCAGAGGCCACAGGAGGAGGUUGGCUGAGGCAAUGGUAAACAGACUAGGGUGUGGUGGGCAGAGAAGCUGAGGGCCUCCUGU
Molecule: messenger RNA, 1982 nt
Organism: Phyllostomus discolor (pale spear-nosed bat)
Lineage: Eukaryota; Metazoa; Chordata; Mammalia; Chiroptera; Phyllostomidae
Gene: ZNF550
Product: zinc finger protein 550
Exons: 4
Coding region: 199-1437 (412 amino acids)
Biological process (GO): regulation of immune system process; regulation of cytokine production; negative regulation of transcription by RNA polymerase II
Cellular component (GO): PcG protein complex; transcription regulator complex
Molecular function (GO): RNA polymerase II cis-regulatory region sequence-specific DNA binding; DNA-binding transcription repressor activity, RNA polymerase II-specific
Source: RefSeq, a predicted model, not a curated record